Molecule: messenger RNA, 978 nt
Organism: Coprinopsis cinerea okayama7#130
Lineage: Eukaryota; Fungi; Basidiomycota; Agaricomycetes; Agaricales; Psathyrellaceae
Exons: 7
Coding region: 1-978 (325 amino acids)
Biological process (GO): carbohydrate metabolic process
Cellular component (GO): extracellular region
Molecular function (GO): cellulose binding
Source: RefSeq, a predicted model, not a curated record
AUGCUCGGUCUGCCUUGGGUUUUCCUUUCCCUUCUUGCGGUCUCUGCAAAUGCAGGCCGUAUCGUGUGGGAUGGAAGUUUUAACAACUACACUACCCCCGCAGACUUCGAUCGAUGGUCUUGGGCAAACCAAGUCGGAACAUACCAAUGGUACAUCAAGGGCAGCGGACCUACCUCUCGAUACCUGAACCUCGAUCCCUCAUACAAAAACCCUGCCAUCACCUCGGAAUUGCGAGGUUUGAAGGUUACCAUUGAUACCACUGCGACAUGGAACUCGCAGAUGAUGAGGACCGAGCUGAUCCCUCAGACCAAUGCCAACUUGGGCCAGGGCAACCUCUUCUACCACUUCUCGAUCAAGAGGACCAAUACCAACGCACCCGACCCAACUCUUGAACAUCAAGUUAUGUUCUUCGAGAGCCACUUCACUGAACUCAAAUACGGUGUCGGCUCUAACCCUUCUAACCUCGGGUGGUACGCCGGAGGAACCGAGAGAUGGAGCACCCCCUUCACCGCUGACACCUGGUUCAACUUUGCGUACGACAUUGACUUCACCGCUAAGACUGUCGGUCUCUGGGCCUCCACCAACGGCAACCCGCUCGUCAAGGUCGUACAAAACGUUCCUGCCAACACCUUCACUGACUCCCGGGAUUUCCACGUCGGCGUGCUUCGAAUCGUCAACCGAAAUCCCCCCGAGGACUGGUAUGUCAGCGGUGUUUACAUCGAAGAAGGCCCCAUUACCACCCAAAUUGGGGAUGGAUCUUCUCCCGGACCUGAGCCCCCUGUCGUUACCAACCCACCACCUGUGACCACUCCCCCGGUCGUCACUCCGCCACCCCCUGUGACCACCACUACUCCAUCCGGUCCUUUGCAGACCAAGUAUGGUCAGUGUGGAGGAAACGGAUACACCGGCCCCACUAACUGCGUCGAGGGGACGACUUGUGUCGCUGUUUCCCCUCCAUACUACUACCAGUGUCAGUAA